GGAAGAAAAGAAAUACUAACAAUGGAAUUUCAUAGAUAAUUCAUUGAAAUCUUUCUUGCAUUAAAGACAUUUAGCAGACGACGACGUAUAGUCUUGUAUCCAUCAGCCAUAAAAAACUAAAAAGAAAAAAAAAAAAAAAGAAAAGGAGAAAAGGUUACGGAGCAAAGUAGAUGGACCCCGUUGGUUUUCAUUUGGGUUCCUCUCGAUCCAUGGGACCUCUCUUUCAGUCCGUAAACCUUUUGUUUUUUGAAAGCAGAGUUUCAAAUUCAAUGAUUUGAUACCUCAAAUCCACGCCCAUUUUUAUCAGGGGUUCUGAUGUGCUUAAAACGGUGGACUUGAUUUUUCAGAUCGAGUUGUUUUAUGUAUAUAGAGUUAAAAGGGGGAAAAAGAAGAGAAAAGGAUGGCUUGGUUUAGCGGGAAGGUGUCUUUAGGAGGCUUUCCUGAUAUUGCUGGGGCAGUUAAUAAAUUCCAGGAGAGCGUGAAGAAUAUUGAGAAGAAUUUCGAUAACGCUCUCGGUUUUGAAGAGAAGUCUGAAUCAAGCAGCAAUGAAGCUUCAGGAUUGUGGCCUUCAGACAGAAAGGCAAUCUUUGAUCCAGUUAUGUCCUUUAUGGGUCAAAAAGGUGAGGAGAAUGUUGUUGAGUCAUCAGGAAAACUUGAAUCUUCACAGGAUCCACCCAAAGCUGUGGAAAAGGAAGAGGCUGAAACUGACAGUUCAACUUAUCCUCAUGAGAAAACGUCUGUUGAAGAUGAUAAAGCAGCUGUCAAGUUAGAAAAAGAGAACAAACAUUCAGAGGCUGUGGAGAGAGCCGAUACAGCCAUUUCAGACUCUGGUAAAGCUGAAUCAGAACCAGAACCAGUUUCUACCGAGCCUUCUCAAACUACCUUGCAGAAUGUUGGGUCAUCAGAUUCCCCUGACACUGAACAACAAAAAGAAAGCUUUGUUAUGGUCAUUUCUGAUGACUCUGACUCCAAGGAAGCUAAAUUAGAUAAGGCAGAAGUAGACCAAGUUGAGGAUGCUGAGCCUGUGCCAGCAAAGUCAAGUGAUGCUGUUGACAUACUUGAAAGUAAAGAUGAACAAAAGACACACACGGAAGAGAUUUCAGAUAAAAGUUCUCCAGUUAAAUCAGACGAAUCAAGUGAUUGGCAAGAUGAUGCCGGUGCUUGCCCUGAAGAGUCGGUGCUCUCAAGUUCACAUUCUAUCAGUGUAGAGGAGACUAACAGUGUUCAGGAAUUUCCAUUGGCCAAUGUGCUUCCUUCAUAUGAGGCUCAAGGGAUGGUUUCUGAAUCAGUUUUUGUUGGAAAUGAUGCAAAUAAUGAAAAAGUUGAAGUGAGUGAGCAGACCAAUGAUAGUGAAACUGAUGUUAAAGAAGAAAUGCACUUGAGUUCUGCAACUAUCAUGCCCUCCUCAGUUGAUUCUAUGCAUGAAUUGGAGAAGGUGAGGAUGGAAAUGAAAAUGAUGGAAUCUGCAUUGCAAGGUGCUGCAAGGCAAGCUCAGGCAAAAGCUGAUGAAAUUGCAAAGCUGAUGAACGAGAAUGAGCAACUUAAAGCUGUAAUUGAGGAUUUGAAGAGAAAAUCCAAUGAAGCAGAAAUGGAGUCAUUGCAAGAAGAAUAUCAUCAAAGGGUUUCAACUCUGGAAAGGAAGGUUUAUGCCCUUACUAAGGAAAGGGAUACUCUUCGAAGAGAGCAGAAUAAAAAAAGUGAUGCUGCUGCUCUUUUGAAGGAAAAAGAUGAAAUAAUUAAACAAGUAAUGGCUGAAGGUGAAGAACUUUCAAAGAAGCAGGCUACUCAAGAAUCACUGAUCAGGAAACUAAGGGCUCAGAUUAGAGAGCUCGAAGAGGAGAAGAAAGGUCUGACUACAAAGCUUCAGGUUGAAGAGAACAAGGUAGAGAGCAUCAAGAAGGACAAGACAGCUACAGAGAAGUUGCUGCAAGAAACAAUUGAAAAACACCAAGUUGAACUUGCAGCUCAGAAAGACUUCUAUACAAAUGCUCUGAAUGCAGCAAGGGAGGCUGAAGCACUAGCAGAGGCACGUGCCAAUAAUGAAGCAAGAACUGAAUUGGAGAGUCGUCUAAGAGAGGCUGAAGAACGUGAAUCUAUGCUAGUACAGACACUUGAAGAAUUAAGGCAAACCUUAAGCAGAAAGGAGCAGCAGGCAGUCUUUAGAGAAGACAUGCUUCGCAGGGACAUUGAAGAUCUUCAAAAACGUUAUCAAGCAAGCGAGCGUCGGUGUGAGGAGUUGAUUACACAAGUACCUGAGUCUACAAGACCACUUUUAAGGCAGAUUGAAGCCAUGCAGGAAACAACUUCCAGAAGAGCAGAAGCUUGGGCUGCUGUGGAGAGAUCUCUAAACUCUCGUCUCCAGGAAGCUGAGUCAAAAGCAGCAGCUGCUGAAGAGAGAGAGCGAUCUGUAAAUGAACGCUUAUCUCAAACCUUAUCACGAAUUAAUGUUCUUGAAGCUCAGAUUUCAUGUCUAAGAGCAGAACAAACACAGCUAAGCAGGUCCCUUGAGAAAGAGAGACAGAGAGCUGCUGAGCAGAGACAGGAAUACCUAGCAGCAAAGGAGGAAGCUGAUACACGAGAAGUUCGGGCAAACCAGCUUCAGGAAGAAAUUAGGGAACUAAGAAGGAAACAUAAGCAAGAGUUACAAGAUGCUCUUGUGCAUCAAGAACUUCUACAACAGGAAGUAGAAAGGGAGAAAGCUGCUCGGGCAGACUUGGAAAGGACAGUGCGUGUACAAUCUACAGAGCUAGCUCCAAUAGCAAGGCAUAAUUCCACUUUGGAGAAUGGAAGCUUGUCCCGGAAACUCUCUACUACUAGCAGCAUAGAAAGCAUGGAGGAAAGCUAUUAUCUGCAAGCAUCUUUGGACUCAUCUGAUGGUUUCUUUGAAAAAAGAAAUAUUGGAGAGACAGCAUUAAGUCCACUCUACAUGAAGAGCAUGACACCUAGUGCUUUUGAAUCUGCCCUUCGUCAAAAGGAGGGUGAACUUGCAUCCUAUAUGUCACGUUUGACUUCCUUGGAGUCUAUCCGUGACUCUUUAUCCGAAGAGUUGGUGAAAAUGACUGCACAGUGUGAAAAGUUGAAGGCAGAGGCUGCCACUUUGCCUGGAAUCCGGACAGAGCUAGAAGCUUUGAGGCAGAGACACUCCGCUGCACUGGAGCUAAUGGGUGAACGCGAUGAGGAGUUAGAGGAACUCCGAGCUGAUAUUGUAGACCUGAAGGAGAUGUACAGAGAGCAAGUUAACUUGCUUGUGAAUAAGCUACCUGGCUGUGGUUGACAGAUCCAAAGAAUGAAUUCUUCAGCGGUUAACACCUCGUAAGCAUUUUUCUUAUUAUUUUUGGUGGUAUUCCAAGACGCAAUGUGCAUGGUACAGCUGAAGUAGAUAUGGUUAAUGCAAUGGUCAUUCAAAAAAUUAUUGUUUUUAUAUUAUCAUUCAUUCAAGACUAUGUGCUUUAUCCAAACGGUUGGCUCCUGAGAGAUUGAGGGAGCAAGUGCCUUUGUCAAACACUACAACGUAUUGUAGUUUGUUGUAAAGAACAUGACAAAUCUGUUUUACCUAAUUGUUCUUUAUAUCUUUUUUCAUAAUAAAGGGGAUAUUUUUUAUGCAUUAUAUAUAAUAA
Gossypium arboreum is the source of this 3617-nucleotide messenger RNA. Its product is annotated as golgin candidate 5. The coding region runs from base 401 to 3274 and encodes 957 amino acids. The transcript is spliced from 20 exons. Lineage: Eukaryota; Viridiplantae; Streptophyta; Magnoliopsida; Malvales; Malvaceae. The record is from RefSeq and is a predicted model, not a curated record.